Molecule: messenger RNA, 1348 nt
Organism: Oenanthe melanoleuca
Lineage: Eukaryota; Metazoa; Chordata; Aves; Passeriformes; Muscicapidae
Product: class I histocompatibility antigen, F10 alpha chain-like
Exons: 8
Coding region: 47-1093 (348 amino acids)
Biological process (GO): immune response
Cellular component (GO): external side of plasma membrane
Source: RefSeq, a predicted model, not a curated record
GAGGGCGGGGCCAGCGCUGGGAGCGGGAUCGCAGCGGAGCAACGCGAUGGUGCUGGGACUGGGGCUGGGGCUGCUCCUGGGGCUCCUGGGGGACCCGGGGGCCGCGACGAGGGUUCUCCACUCGUUGCAUUACCUGGAGGUGGCGGUGUCAGAGCCCAGCCCGAGGAUUCCCCAGUUCGUGGCCGUUGGGUACCUGGACGGGAUCCUCUUCGUGCGCUGCGACAGUGAGUGGGGCCGGGCGGAGCCGCAGACACAGUGGAUAAAGGAUGGAGUCGAGCCAGGAUAUUGGGAUGGGCAGACCGAGCUCUGCAAGAGGCGCCAGCAUGCGGCUACCUGGAACCUGGAGACAGUACGAGACUGGUACAACCAGAGCAGGGGUCUCCAUACAUGGUUGCGAGUUUACGGCUGUGAUCUCCUGUCUGAUGGGAGCAUCCGUGGAUCCAGCCGGUACAGCUACGACGGGCGGGAUUUCCUCUUCUUUGACGUGGAAUCCAGGAGAUUUGUGGCAGCCGACAGUGUUGCUGAGGUCAGCAGGAGGUACAGGGAAGAUGAGAACGUGGCUGAGGAGUGGACGAAUUACCUGGAGCGUGUCUGCCCAGAAUGGCUCCAGGAAUACGUCGGAUAUGGGCAGAAGGAGCUGGACCGCAAAGAGCUCCCUGAUGUCCAUGUGUCCGGAAAAGAGGAAUACGGGAUGCUGAUCUUGUCCUGCCACGUGUACGGAUUCUACCCCCGCACCAUUGCAGUCAACUGGAUGAAGGGGGAUGAAAUCCGGGACCAGGAGACGGAGUGGGGUGGGGUCGUUCCUAACAGCGACGGCACUUUCCACACCUGGGCCAGGAUCGAGGCACGGCCGGAGGAGCGGGAGCAAUACCGGUGCCGGGUGGAGCAUCCAGGAAUGUUGGAGCCUGGGAUCUUCACUUGGGAACCAAAAUCUGGCGGGAAUCUCACCGUGGUGGUUGCUGUGUCUAUUAUCGCUGCCAUCAUCAUCCUCAUUGUCCUCAUCGGAUUCGUUGUCUGGAAGUGCCAAUCCGGGAAGAAGGACAGGAAGGGAUACAACAUGGCUUCCAGAAAUUAUCUGGGAACAACAUCUUGAGUGCAGCAGUCACCGCCUGAGCGAUCCACGGUGCUGGAUCUGGCCACUUCCCUCUUUCCAGGAAACAAAGAGCUGCCAGCAGAGCUCAUCCCGCUGCUACAAGCCACCCACAGUUCUUGCUAAUUAAUCAAUUUCCCAUUUUCCUGUGUUUUAAACCCAGGAACCACAAAUAUUCCCAAUGCUUUAGUUCUGGUGUGAAAUUAUCCUGCUUUGGGCAAUAAAUCCUGCUUGGGGCAAUAAAUCCGGAUUCCCUCC